AUGGCGCGCGCCCCCAGGACGAGCCGAGCCAGCCAGCUCGACGCCGCCCUCCUCGACGACGAGCUCGCCCAGAUGCUCGAGGCGCCGCUGACGGCCCGGCUGGCGACGCUGGCCGGCGGGCGCUGGCGGCCCGAGCUCACGGCGGCCGUCCGGCUGGCCGUCGUCGGCCUCGGCCUGGCGCCCCGCCGCGCCCGGACGAGCAGCUACGGCGCCCGGCUGGCCGGCCUCCAGUGGCUCGACCGGCACACCCUCCGCCCACUGCACCCCACCCGGGCCGCCCUCUACGCCUUCCUCGCCGUCGUCCCCGCCUACAUCCAUGCCCGCAUCCGCGACCACAUGCUCAGCGGAGGCUGGCCCGACGGCCCCAGAGCAUCCACCUGGCCCGCCAUCCUGGCCAGCCGCCACCGCCGCCGCACGCUCUGGGAGCUCGUCGAGCGGCUCGACCUCCUCCGAAGCGCCCUCCAGCUCGCCACCCUCCUCCGCUUCCUCCACAACCCCCGCCACCCCCGCGCCCUCCUCGACCGCAUCCUCAACAUCUCCCUCCGGCCCCUCGACGCCCAGCCCAGCCGGACCGUCGCCUUCGACUUCCUCCACCGCCAGAUCGACUUCAUCCUCUUCAUCCUCCCGCUCAUCGACCUACGCCGGCUGCGGCUGCGGCUGCGCUCGCUGACCAGCCGUCUCCAUGCGGCCCCAACGACGAUCCCGACAACGACGAAGAGGGGGGAGCUGUCGGCGGAGCAGUGUCCGAUGUGUGUCGGGCGCCGGCUGGCCCAGAAGUCCUCCCUGGUCGCCGACCCCGCCGACCCGCGCCCCACCCCCCCGGGCGGGCCCGACGCCGCGCUCAAGAUCGCCUACCAGGUCGACUGCUGCAACGGCCUCUACUGCUACGCCUGUCUGCUCCCCGACAUCCUCCGCUGGAGAGACGAGCACCUCGACGAGCCCUGGACCUGUUGGCGGUGCGCGCGCUCGCCCAGCAAGAUCCACAGAUGGAACGGCACUUAG
Molecule: messenger RNA, 1002 nt
Organism: Puccinia triticina
Lineage: Eukaryota; Fungi; Basidiomycota; Pucciniomycetes; Pucciniales; Pucciniaceae
Exons: 3
Coding region: 1-1002 (333 amino acids)
Biological process (GO): protein import into peroxisome matrix
Cellular component (GO): peroxisomal membrane
Molecular function (GO): zinc ion binding
Source: RefSeq, a predicted model, not a curated record